Molecule: messenger RNA, 652 nt
Organism: Triticum urartu
Lineage: Eukaryota; Viridiplantae; Streptophyta; Magnoliopsida; Poales; Poaceae
Product: Thioredoxin superfamily protein
Cellular component (GO): cytosol
Molecular function (GO): protein-disulfide reductase [NAD(P)H] activity
Source: RefSeq, a predicted model, not a curated record
AAAUAAAUAUUCAGGGCACGCCAUCGGACUCCCCAGCAAUCCCCAUCUUCCCCUCCAAGCUUCCGAUCUUCCCUCUCGCCUGCCGCUGCCGAGAUGACGGUGGAGAAGAUCGACGCGACGGUGGCCGACUUCGACGGCCACUUCGAGAGGCUCUUCGCCGGCGACGACGGCGGCAAGCUGAAGCUGCUGCUCUUCCUCGCCGACCGCGAGCCCUCCUCCUCCCUCACCUGGUGCCCCGAUUGCAACGUGGCGGAGCCGGUGAUCUACGAGAAGCUGGAGUCGCUGGGCAAGGACGUGGUGCUCCUGCGCGCGUUCGUCGGCGACAAGCCCACGUGGAGGGACCCGGCCCACCCGUGGAGGGUGGACCCGCGGUUCGCGCUCAAGGGCGUGCCGACGCUGCUGCGGUGGGACAAGGGCGCCGCCGCCGGCCGCCUCGAGGACGACGAGGCCAACGUCGGGGACAAGAUCGAUGCCCUGCUCAAUUGAGUGGUGAAUUAUUAUGUGCUGACCGCCAGUAUCGUCUGCUUAAUCCAAGUGCCAAUAGAAUGCUUUUGCUUUGGCGGCAGAUGUUAGCUAUCUGAAGUCGUGCUGUUCUUCUAACCAGUCAGCUUGAGCCAUGAACCAAAUAAAACAGGGGAACACUUGAACUCAA